Messenger RNA from Magallana angulata, 2082 nucleotides. RefSeq lists its product as uncharacterized. The transcript is spliced from 7 exons. Gene Ontology annotation, molecular function: scavenger receptor activity. The coding region runs from base 64 to 1263 and encodes 399 amino acids. The record is from RefSeq and is a predicted model, not a curated record. Lineage: Eukaryota; Metazoa; Mollusca; Bivalvia; Ostreida; Ostreidae.
ACAGAGAAAAAUCAUCUCAUUAAUCGUUAACAUGGAGGUGGUCAUGAAAAAUCGCCUCCGAGAAUGAUUGCUUUCAGAAUGAUUGCUGUACCCUGGACUUUAUUUGUUUCUUUCCACGGUUAUGGUUUCUGCUAUGAAAAUCUCAGUAGAAGACCCACAACAGUGCUCACCCAAAGUUCGACCUACAAUGCACAGACAGCAUCAAUUGCUAACGAUGGCGAUGUUCAGACUGAUGAACUCCAUUGUUCUCAUACUGCGCAUAAUCACACAAAGGCAUGGCUACAGGUGGACUUUGGACAGCCUUAUAUGAUAAACAAUGUUAUAAUUCAUUAUAGAAGAGAAGGUGAUGAAUCAUCGUCUUGGAAGCAGUAUCGGUUCAGGCAAUUCUAUCUAGAUGCAUCAAACAAUUCAGCUAUACAGACAACGACGUCACAAAGAACCCGUUGUUACACCGAUAACACGACUGCCCCAGACUUACCUCCAAACAUAAUCGACAUACCUUGUAAACAGACAGCUAGAUACGUCAUUGUGGAGACCACUUAUGACGCACCUGAAGAUGAUAACAUCGAUGAACACGGAGCGAUCCUUGAAAUAUGUGAAAUAAAAGUAUACGGAUGUGGGAAAACCAAUGGGAUUUGUAUAAAAGGAUGCACACCGGGACAGUAUGGGGACACGUGUGAUGAAACAUGUAGUCAUGGGUGUGCAGGAGGAACGUGUGACCAACAGAAAGGAACCUGCAGUGCUGGUUGUAAACGAAACUGGACAGGGCGUCUAUGUGAUGUUUGCGACGCGAAACAUUACGGACCUGCCUGCUCUAUGGAAUGCAAUAUAAAUUGUUUAAACAAUACCUGCAAUGAUGUAACUGGUUCUUGUAAAGAUGGUUGCGCGUUUGGAAAAUUUGGAGAUUUCUGUAACGAAACUUGUAAUGAACAUUGUGUCUCUUAUUGGCACGAGGAUACCGAGAAAUAUAAGAAAUUGAAGGAAUCGAAUUUGGAAACCCUGUUCAUUUUGUAUGGGAUGAUUGCAGCUCUUUGUGUUAGUCUCAUUGUCAACGGCUGCAUGAUAAAAUGGAAUUUAAGACGUGACCAAUACAAAGGGCAAGACGUGAAUCAAAAGACGAUGAAUAAAAAUUUUCCUCUUCAGGAUUCCAUCUCACCCCAAGAUAUAUAUGAUACAGUGGGAGACGACAAAAAAUACGAAGAUUUGGGUCAUCUCAGUGGGUCGUCUCACUAUGAUCAACUUGAAUUGAUAAAAUCGAGUUAAUUGAUAUGCAUUUGUAAUCAGAGAAAUAAUGAGUAUGUUUGUUAUAAAAUUAAAGCAAACUAAUUUAUAUCAUGAAAACCAACAAUCAAUUUCAAUGAGAAGAUUUGCAUGUGUAAUAAUUAUUGAUUUUGAUUGGAGUGUUCAUAUACACGGACUUUAGGGGUUUCUUUUUUGCUGCACAAUAGAGAACGCUUAGUGUUAGGAUUUUUAAAAAUAUGUAUUUAUUUGAGGGUUUUUACUUUUGCAAAUAGCAUAUUUAUUGAUUGUUAAUUACAUUGAAGAGGAUUUUGUACCAUUUUAUGACCGCAAUUAGGCUAUAAACUAGUGCAAUGAAUACUUUGAACAAUUGGUGAAAAUGAAAACAUUUAAUAUACAUGCAUAUGCUUUCAAAAGAUAAUAUUCAAUAUUAUUGUUAAUUCCUGUUUUGGGUAUUUUUAAUGUUGGUUUAUUAUAAUUGAUGAUAAUAGUGAAUAAUCACAUAUUAAGAUGCAUACAUUGUACAUUUAAUUUUCAAACAUGUAUUAUAAAUUUUGCUGUUUCUGUAUAUAAUUGCCGACUGUAUAUACGUUUCCAGGAUCAUAAUGUAAAUUAGCCUAGUUAUGAGCUAGUAAUGAGCUAAAAGAUUACUUUUUAUUUUAUAAAAAUGCUUGCUUUGUAUAAAGGCCUUUAUUAAUAGCUCAAAAUAAUUUAUGUCCAUCUUGGUACAUGUACUCGUUUGUAUAUUUUUCUUUCAAGUUUUGUGUAUACCCGCAUCGUUUAGCACCAUGCAUGCAGAUGUAUAGACGCACAGUCUUUUUCUAUUUACGGUACAUUAAUUAU